Molecule: messenger RNA, 609 nt
Organism: Ixodes scapularis (black-legged tick)
Lineage: Eukaryota; Metazoa; Arthropoda; Arachnida; Ixodida; Ixodidae
Product: (3R)-3-hydroxyacyl-CoA dehydrogenase-like
Exons: 2
Coding region: 82-609 (175 amino acids)
Molecular function (GO): oxidoreductase activity, acting on the CH-OH group of donors, NAD or NADP as acceptor
Source: RefSeq, a predicted model, not a curated record
AAUGAUAGUGCAUUUCAUACCGAUGUCACAACUAAGGAGAAUGUCACAUAUCUUUUUCGACAAGUCUCCAGCUCGUACAAGAUGUCCCUCAGCAUUGUUGUUAACUGCGCUCGUAUCGUUCACCCGGCCUCAAGAGUGGAGAAUAUAUCGGAAGUCGUUUUCGACAAAGUGAUUGGUGUCAAUCUGAAGCUCACUUUCUUGCGGGGUACUCACCUCGUUACAAAAGGAGCUCUGACAUUGAUGCUGCGGAAGAAGAAUGCCACAGGCCGGACCAUUCUAAACAUUGCCAGCGUGUCUGGCAAGGGUGGCUACCCGUUCCUGAGUGCCUACUCGGCUUCGAAGGGCGCCGUCAUCUCCUUUACAAAAUCUGUGGCGUUAAAAGUUGCGCUCAAAGGAAUUCGCGUCAACAAUAUCCUACUUGGCUACACGGACACACACAUGACACAGGGUACCCCCAACUAUAUAAGAAAUCGCAUAAUUUCGACGAUUCCGAUGCGGCGGAUGGCGACAGCGCUUGAGAUUUCCGAAACUAUUGUCUUUAUGUGGGCCCCGAGGAGUACGUACAUGACAGGAUCCAGCGUUCUGGUGUCUGGAGGCUCGUACCUAUAA